CAGUGCAACAUGUUCAAUCCCGCUAACGUAUUGGUUUUCGUCUGUUUCGUGGCCGCUGCUCUGGCUGAUGGAUACAACAACGAUGGAUACCCGUCUUAUGACAACCACAAGGGCAAUAAACAGUCAUACAAUGGUAAUGGAUACCAACCAUACAAUGCUGGACCAAGUUAUAGCACUCCAUCCAAUGGCAAAGAUUCAACCUAUGGGGCCGACUCUUACGGAACCGGAAUCAAAUAUGGCGCUCCACAUAAGGCGAAAGAUAUGACCUACGGGGUUGAUUCUUACAACACAGGAUCCACUGGAUCCAGCUAUGACACCCCAUCAAAUGGAAAGGGUUCUUCAUAUGGGGCUGACUCUUAUGGCACAAAAUCGAGCUACGUGGCUCCAUCCAAUGGAAAAGAUUCGACCUAUGGAGCUGACUCUUACGGCAAAGGAUCCAGCUAUGCCCCUCCAUCACAUGGAAAAGGUUCCUCGUAUGAUUCUUAUGACAACGGACCCAACUAUGGCAUGUCGCAAAAGGCAAAGGAGACCUACAGACCUGAUUCUUACAACACCGGAUCCACUGGAUUCAGCUAUGACACCCCAUCAAAUGGAAAGGGUUCUUCAUAUGGGGCUGACCCUUAUGGCACAAAAUCGAGCUACGUAGCUCCAUCCACUGGAAAAGAUUCGACCUAUAGAGCUGACUCUUACGGCAAAGGAUCCAGCUAUGCCACUCCAUCAUAUGAAAAAGACUCGACCUAUGUAGCUGAACCUUAUGGUAAAGGAUCCAGCUACGUAGCUCCACCAAAGGCGAAAGCUUCCGCCUACGCAACUGAUUCUUACGACUCAGGAUCUGACUAUGCCACUUCCUCAUAUGAAAAAGACUCGACCUAUGGAGCUGAGUCAUACGAAAAAGGACCCAACUAUGGCUCUUCACAAAAGGCGAAAGAUUCGACCUAUGGGGCUGAACCUUACGGUAAAGGAUCCAGCUACGUAGCUCCACCAAAGGCGAAAGCUUCCACCUACGGAGAUGAUUCUUACGGCAAAGGACCCGACUAUGGCACUUCAGAAAAGACGAAAGACUCGAAAUAUGGAGCUGAACCUUAUGGUAAGGGAUCCAGCUACGUAGUUCCACCAAAGGCAAAAGCUUCCACCUACGGAGCUGCUUCUUACGGCUCAGGACCUGACUAUGCCACUUCAUCAUAUGAAAAAGACUCGACCUAUGGAGCUGACCCAUACGGCAAAGGAUCCAACUAUAGCCCUUCACAAAAAGCGAAAGAUUCGACCUAUGAGUCUGAACCUUACGGUAAAGGAUCCAGCUACGUAGCUCCAUCAAAGGCGAAAGCUUCCACCUACGGAGAUGAUUCUUACAGCAAAGGACCCGACUAUGGCACAUCACAGAAAACAAAAGUUUCGACCUACGGAGCUGAGUCAUACAGCAAAGGACCCAACUAUGGCACUUCAGAAAAGACGAAAGACUCGACCUAUGGAGCUGUACCUUAUGGUAAAGGAUCCAGCUACGUAGUUCCACCAAAGGCGAAAGCUUCCACCUACGGAGCUGCUUCUUACGGCUCAGGGCCUGACUAUCCCACUUCAUCAUACGAAAAAGACUCGACCUAUGGAGCUGAGUCAUACGGCGAAGGACACAACUAUGGCUCUUCACAAAAGGCGAAAGCUUCGACGUACGGGGCUGACUUUUAUGGCACAAAAUCGAGCUCUUCUUACGUCACUGGACCCGACUACGGUACAUCACAAAAGGCGAAAGAUAUGACUUACGAAGCUGAUUCUUACGUCUCAGGCCCCAGCUACGUAGCUCCAUCAUAUGGAAAAGGUUCAACUGACGGAGCUGAUUCUUACGACAAAGGACCCAACUAUAGCUCUUCACAAAAGACAAAGGAUUCGACCUAUGGGGCUGAUCCUUACGGCACAGGAUCCAGUUACGUAGCUCCACCAAAGGCGAAAGCUUCCACCUACGGAGCUGCUUCUUACGGCUCAGGACCUGACUAUGGCACUUCACCCAAGGCGAAAGAUUCAACCUAUGUGACUGAUUCUUAUGGUAAAGGACCCAACUAUGGCACUCCAUCAUAUGGCAAAGGUUCCUCGUAUGAUGCUGACUCUUACAGCACUGGGUCCAACUAUGGCGCUUCACCAAAGGCGAAAGAUUCAACCUACACGGCUGAUUCUUACGACAAAGGACCCAACUAUGGCACUCAAUCUUAUGGCAAAGGUUCCUCAUAUGAGGCGGUGUCUUAUGACACGAAAUCCAGCUACGUAACUCCGCCAAAGGCAAAAGAUUCCACCUUUGGGGCUGACCCUUACGGCGUAGGAUCCAGCUCAGAUGGCUCAGCAAAACGAAAACAUUAUUAAUCUCACUACCCCCUUGCAACACGGCCAUCAACGACAACUUGCUUUCCCUUCUCUGCUGAGAUUUAUACUUUUUAAUAUCAAAUUUAAAUAUCUGUAUGUGGACAUUUCAACUGAGGAAAGAAUUUUCCCAGAAUUUCUCAUAGUGA
Messenger RNA from Daphnia magna, 2492 nucleotides. RefSeq names its product hornerin. The transcript is spliced from 2 exons. The coding region runs from base 10 to 2346 and encodes 778 amino acids. Lineage: Eukaryota; Metazoa; Arthropoda; Branchiopoda; Diplostraca; Daphniidae. The record is from RefSeq and is a predicted model, not a curated record.